Gallus gallus (chicken) is the source of this 3411-nucleotide messenger RNA. It is a transcript of the gene DERL1, whose product is annotated as derlin 1. The record is from RefSeq and is marked provisional. The transcript is spliced from 8 exons. Gene Ontology annotation, biological process: endoplasmic reticulum unfolded protein response. Gene Ontology annotation, molecular function: misfolded protein binding; ubiquitin-specific protease binding. Lineage: Eukaryota; Metazoa; Chordata; Aves; Galliformes; Phasianidae. Gene Ontology annotation, cellular component: endoplasmic reticulum membrane; Hrd1p ubiquitin ligase ERAD-L complex. The coding region runs from base 101 to 856 and encodes 251 amino acids.
GCCCUUCCGUCGCUGCUCAUCCGCCCGGGGCUCUCGCCUCUCUCUCAGCUGUCGGUUCCUGUAAGUCCUCGGCGGCGGCGGCGGCGGCGGCGGCAUCGGCAUGUCGGACCUGGGGGACUGGUUCCGGAGCAUUCCGCUCAUCACCCGUUACUGGUUCGCCGGCUCCAUCGCGGUGCCGCUCAUCGGCAAGCUGGGCCUCGUCAGCCCCGUCUACCUCUUCCUUUGGCCCGACGCUUUCAUCAACCGCUUCCAGAUCUGGCGGCCAAUAACAGCAACUUUCUUCUUCCCAGUGGGACCUGGAACAGGUUUUCUCUACUUGGUGAAUUUGUAUUUCCUGUAUCAAUAUUCAUCACGUUUAGAAACAGGGGCUUUUGAUGGAAGACCAGCAGAUUACAUGUUCAUGCUUCUCUUUAACUGGAUCUGCAUUGUUAUAACUGGCUUGGUAAUGGACAUGCAGUUGCUGAUGAUUCCACUCAUCAUGUCAGUACUUUAUGUGUGGGCCCAGCUGAACAGAGACAUGAUUGUAUCAUUUUGGUUUGGAACAAGAUUUAAGGCCUGUUACCUCCCAUGGGUUAUUCUGGGAUUCAACUACAUCAUUGGUGGAUCAGUCAUCAAUGAACUCAUAGGAAAUCUGGUUGGACACCUGUAUUUCUUCCUAAUGUUUAAAUAUCCAAUGGAUCUGGGAGGAAGGAAUUUUCUGUCCACGCCUCAGUUCUUGUACCGCUGGCUGCCAAACAGGAGAGGAGGAGUGUCAGGGUUUGGUAUCCCACCUGCUAGCAUGAGAAGAGCUGCAGAAGAUCAGCAGGGUGGUGGAAGACACAACUGGGGUCAAGGUUUUCGGCUGGGUGACCAGUGAAAAAACUCCUCCUGCCCUUGGGAAGCAGCAACUCUUUGGUUUUAUUUGCUUGUAGGAUCGAUCCUGGUGCAGAGCUUGCUAAAGAACUGAGCUCUCUGUAGUGCUGUUGGAUUUUACUGUUUCGGAACAAUUUUUCUGGUGCGAGAGAAAAUUAAGAAAAAAGUUCAGAAGGGAAAACGUAGCUCUUACUCCAGGCUAGCCAGUAGUGUCAGACUCGAUUCUGCCAUUAAAAAUAAGCUGCCUUUGUACAGUGUUGUCUGUCUGUCACAACAGGCUUCCAUUUUUGCCAUCUUGUUCUGUGCUGUGAUGGAAAAAUCUACUGAUGUUCUGUCUCACCUCUUAAGAGCUUUGUUGGUCAAGAAUCCAGUGUAUGACAGAUGGAUCAAACUAACCCUAGUGUUUAGAAAGCUGAUUUUUUUUUUCCCAUAGCUGUGCUUAAGUCCUGGGGUCUUUGGAAGCAUUGUUUAAGUGAUAUUUUUGUGCUGCAUUCACAAAGUAAAGUGCAAAUGUUUUAUUGCCAUUAUUAAGCUGUAUUUUUGAGAGCAGUUUUUUCUUGUCAUGCAGCAUACGUCCAACCUGAUAUAGUGUGAGAUGUGCAAGACAAAGGAUAAGAAGGCUUUCAUUUCAAAUGGCAAUAACAGAUACUCACACAGUUGAAAUUUCUAAUUUUUCAUGGCAUGUCCAAGGCUUGCUCUGUUUUAAUCGAAGCUGCCUGAAUUGUUGGGUUUUUUUUCCUGAGAUCUUUAAGUUCUUGGCUUCUGGGUUUCUGUUUUCGAUUGUAAAAUUGGGUAUUACAAACAGUAACUUACAACUAGAAAAUGUAACAUACUGUGGUUAAUAUCAACGGUACUCACUGCAACAUUAUGUUUAUAAUAACUGAAUCUACAACUUUCUCUUAAAAGCUUUAAGACAUCAAAGAAUCAAAGCUGGAAAUAAACUUUUCCAGGUUAAAGAUAAAAUAGAUUUAUUAUUAUUAUUUUUUUUACUACAGGGUUCUUUCAUUGUUGAAUGAGGAACUACGUACUCUGUUUAUUUGUAUCUCAGUUUUCUGGUGAAUCUUUUUGACACGGAGAGGGAAUGAUUCUGUACAGUAGUUUUCCUAGUACUGGAUUCCUGUAGGCAGAGCACAGGGCUUAGGUCCAGGAAGCUGUAAUGCUGACUAGCUGCUUUCUCACCUUAUGAAUUUGAGCAGACAUUACUUAUCUCAGUUUUUCCAGUGGUGAAGAGGACUCGUGCAUCUCUCAUAGGAUUCUUAAAAAGUAGGCACCCCACAGUGUUCUCGGGUCGUAGCUGCUAGUGGAAAAAAAAUUGAUGUUUAAGGUCAAGUGAAUAACACGUUAGCAAUGCAAUUGUGCUAAAUUUAAGCAGGACUCAUAAGUUGGAAUAUAGUUGUCUUUUUUUUUUUCCUAUAACGAAGAAAAAAGGAGUCCUGUCACUCUUCUAGGAUGAGAUUGAAGUCUUUGAACUUCCACUUAGCAUUCUUCAUUUUACUGGGUAGGUAGGGCACAGAAGGCUGUUCUGCUCCAGCUUACAUAUCUCAGGUAUCUACAAGUAGGUGAUGUGAAUCUGGGCCAAAACAUUUUUAUUACUUUUUCCCCUCUUUCUUAAACCUGGAUUAUGAAGGUUGAUUAACUUGUAAAUACUACUUGAUAUGAAACUGGUCGGAAGAUUUCAGCCGGCUUGCCUGAAAAAUAUGCAUGCUCCAUUACAUUAUUGCAACUCCCUUUUGUUGAUCAGGCAUGUGGGCAAAUGUAGAAAAGUGAUGAGAGUCACAGAAUGUGCUUUGAUUUUACAGGAACUCGGGGGUUUGGAAAUCACCUGCCAUUUUUGCCUAUUCAGUUGUAAGUUUUAAAGAUGCUCUUCUCUCUGUCUUUAUGUACAGUGGUGGGCAGAAAAGAGUACUGCAGUGUUGUAAAUACUAAUCUCUUGUUGACCAACACCUGUUAUUUGAUGCUAACUUCAAAAGUUUCAGAACCAUCAGUUUUAUAGGAGUCAUGAUGCAGCUGAUGUUCUUAGUCAUAAUAGUCACAUCACUGUCUCCAAGCUGAUACUUUGUCUUUUUGAGUCAGGAGCUAACUGCUAAGUGAAGAUGCAGUCGGUUGUGACUCAGAUUAAGUUCUGGUACACUCAAAUUGCACAUCUUUUUACAGAGGCCAUAAAGAGGGCACGAGUGGGAGGAAACAUGGCAAAAGUCACUGUCCUGGCCCUGUGCAUUGCACCGUCUUCGGCUGUUGUGCAUCCUCCUUCUAUAAAUUAAGAGGAAAGGGAUUUGCAAGAAAAAUACACUUCUGAUAAGUCCUGGUUUGCUUCUGAGCUGCUUCAAGUCAAUUUACAUUGCUGGUGUGGAAGAUUCACUUCAGAAUUCCAUAUUGUAAAUUCACUUCGUUCAUUUCUCGCUUGUUACUUGACCUGAAGCACUGUUUGUCCUCUAGUGUACACUGACAAUGGCAGUCUCUUGCUAAAUGAGUACCUCCUUUCUUAUUUUGUACAGAUAAUUUCCCUUUUUGUAAUCACAUUUUGUUGGCAAAGUUUUAAAUUAAAGUUUUAAUCUGUUA